Messenger RNA from Phalacrocorax carbo (great cormorant), 1161 nucleotides. Lineage: Eukaryota; Metazoa; Chordata; Aves; Suliformes; Phalacrocoracidae. The record is from RefSeq and is a predicted model, not a curated record.
UUGGGGUGGCGCAUUGGUGUUAAUGUUUAACCGCUGGUGCCUGCCGCGGGCAGCGGCAGUGACGGGCAGUGGCGGCGGGCAGUGGCCAAGGGAUGCCGCGGCGAGCCCCGGGGCCGUGUCCCGCCAUGAGACGGGCAGCUUGAGGCUUCUCCUGCAGCGGGGCUCAGCCCGGAGGCGGGGAAGCGGAGCAUCCACCGGAUGCGCCAUGGGGACCCCCAACACCCCCAAGCUACUGGGAGCCGCUGGCCGAGCCCACCUGCCCCGCCGGGGAGCCGGGGCAGCCAGUAUGGUGUGGUGGCCACGCAGCCUCACCCCCACCCCUUGCGUCCUGAAGCCUCCGCCAGCCCGAGCCAAGCGCGUCACCUUUGAGGACGAGGUGAUGCCAUCGGGGAGACCCCCGCGGAGGGACCCCCCCACUGCAGAUGGGGAGAAGCUGGUGGCCGGGUCUGUUCACCCUGGGCUGGCACCCUGGCCACGCGCUGUCCCGGACUAUGUGGUAAAGUACCCGGCCAUCCGGAGCCCCCGGCAGCGGGAGGGGUACAAGGGCGUCUUCCAGGACCAGCUGGCGGAGUACACUGAGCUGCUCGGGGACGUCCGCGCCACGCGACGGAGGCUCGGGGAGCUGGAGGCGGCGAUGGGCCGGCUGCCCCGGCACGCCACGAGCAGGACGGAUUCGGCCUUCCUGGGGAAGCAGCAGCGCUGUGAAUACCUGAAGGAGAAGCUGACGCACAUCAAGGCGCGGAUCCAGGAGUACGACCGUGACGCCCACGACAGUGCUGUCUUCUGAGCCUGAGCACCAGCCGGCACGGACACCGUGGGAUGAUGACCCCAGGGGGGGACCCCAGGGGCUGGGUGCUGGGGAGGGGGUGGCAAUGCCGCAGGGGUGCACCUGGCGCCCACCCAGCCAUUGCACCCACCCAGGCAUGGUGAGCCACAGGCUCCUCAAGCUGCUGGUUUUGGGGUCCCCUGGGUGCUCUGUACCCCAGGGAGCCUUGUGGGCCCAGGUGGUAGGUGGGUGCUGCCGGUCCCUGUGUGGGAGCCAGGCCCUGGCUGUGCCCCCACUUCACCCCGUGUGAAUUGGGGAGCACCCCCGCCCCCGGGGCAGCGAGUGCAACUGCAGAUGUGGCCAAAACUGGUUUUAAUAAAACACUGUGAUAUUUU